AUGCCAGGCUCUCCAGAUUUCCCUCCUGGUGGUAUGCUGAGUCCUCCUGUGCCAUCUGCACAUCCGAUGCUGUUCCUCCAGUUUGAGACCAGGCACUCUAUCUACGACUCCAGCGAGCCGCAGGGCCAAUUCAUCGUAGAGGCUUCCACUUCUCACACGCAUGGAGAACCGCUAGAGGAGAUUGUCGGAAGGAGUGACAGCACAGACGUAAAUCUGGCUUUCGAGAUCACGGUGGACGACCAUGCAUUGAUAUCCGCCAACAUCAACACCUCUGCUGGUCCCCAGCUGUUCGACUUCGAUUUUGCCAGUCUUCCGCCACGCUUGAAAGCCUACGAAGCAGUUUUGGAGGCCACCCUGUCUCCUCAUGGAGGCGACCAGAACUUCACGGCCACGACCGACUUAUACUACUUGCCGGCGAAGAAUAGCGGCAGCACAGUUAAAGUCGACAAUCUCUAUGGCGGCAUGCUGGUUGCCAACGACGCCACAGACUACGCCUUCAAGCCGCUACUACCAUUCGGCUUCUAUACGUCCUGCUCUGGAUAUCUCAACUACAGUCUCUCCAACGUGGCAGCCUAUAAGGACCUUGGCUUCAACGCGAUCAAUCCUGUAUGUGCUUUCACAGACGGUAAUCUGGACUACUUAUUCGACUGGCUGGACGAGACGAACGUAUGGUACCAAUACGACAUGCGAGGAUCUUACCUGAAUCUCAGCUCUGUUGCUGAACAGAUACCUCUGAUCAAGGAUAGGAGUGCCUUCUUAAGCUGGUACACCGCCGACGAGCCGGAUGGAUGGCAGUACCCCUUGAAUUCUACACGGCUUACUUAUGAGUCCUUGAAGGAGCAGGAUCCUUAUCAUCCUACUGGUUUGGUCCUCAAUUGUGACAAUUAUCAUUUCAAGGAGUACUCGACUGGUGCAGACUAUCUGAUGGAGGACGCAUAUCCUGUCGGCAUUGACCCUGCGUAUUCUCGACCAUGGAACACAACUUGCAAUACGACCUACGGCGACUGCGGCUGCGACAACUGUAUAGGCGAGCUCGAGGACGUGAGCAACAGACUGGACUCAUACCGCGACUACCAGCAAUGGCUUGGGCGAUGGCAGAAGCCGUUGUGGUCGGUACUGCAAGCAUUCCAUGGACCGUACUGGAGCAGAAAUCCUACCGCGAUUGAAACUUGGGCUAUGGUCAUGCUAUCUUUCAGCCAUGGAGCGAAGGCGGUCAUGUCCUGGCAGUUCCCAAACAGCGACGCUCUUAGCGAAGCACACGCUGCCUUUGCGAAGGUCGCAACCCUCCCGCCUGUAUCGACGUUUUUGCUGAAUGAUAAUCCAAAGUCGGUCAAAACCGACGGUAAUGAGAAACUGGAUGUAUCGUACUGGAUGCAUGGGGAUGAAAUGAUGGUUGGGAUCGCCAAUCUGGAACGCGAGAACAAUCAGCAGCGGGUCGAGAUAGGGCUACCUUUUGCCUGUAAAGGCACUGGAAGCCAGCCUUGGGGAAAUGUCGCCUGGAAACUGGCCGAAUCCAAUCAAUCAUGCACGCUCGUCAGCGCGAACGGACUAGAAGGUCUGGCAACCAGUAUCGUGAUCCUACGAAUGGAAACGGAAUGA
Molecule: messenger RNA, 1599 nt
Organism: Saxophila tyrrhenica
Lineage: Eukaryota; Fungi; Ascomycota; Dothideomycetes; Mycosphaerellales; Extremaceae
Exons: 1
Coding region: 1-1599 (532 amino acids)
Source: RefSeq, a predicted model, not a curated record